This is a messenger RNA of Charadrius vociferus (killdeer), 2183 nucleotides long. It is a transcript of the gene TAF5, whose product is annotated as TAF5 RNA polymerase II, TATA box binding protein (TBP)-associated factor, 100kDa. Gene Ontology annotation, molecular function: protein binding; RNA polymerase II general transcription initiation factor activity. The record is from RefSeq and is a predicted model, not a curated record. Gene Ontology annotation, biological process: transcription initiation at RNA polymerase II promoter. The coding region runs from base 1 to 1935 and encodes 644 amino acids. Lineage: Eukaryota; Metazoa; Chordata; Aves; Charadriiformes; Charadriidae. Gene Ontology annotation, cellular component: transcription factor TFIID complex. The transcript has 11 exons.
AUGCUGGGACACAAGGGUCGCUGUCAGGUCGUGCUUCUCAUGGGGCAACCCUCCCUGGGGGGCGAGGCGAGAGUCUACCCCGGCUUUCUUGGAGGAGGCGUUGUUGUGGAAGAUCAGCCAGAUGUGAGUGCAGUAUUGUCUGCCUACAAUCAGCAGGGAGACCCAACACUGUAUGAGGAAUACUACAGUGGACUGAAACACUUCAUUGAAUGUUCCCUGGACUGUCAUCGAGCAGAAUUAUCUCAGCUCUUUUAUCCUCUCUUUGUGCACAUGUACUUGGAAUUGGUCUACAAUCAACAUGAGAGUGAAGCAAAGUCUUUUUUUGAAAGAUUUCAUGGGGAUCAGGAGUGCUAUUACCAGGAUGACCUGCGUGUAUUAUCUAGCUUAACCAAAAAAGAACAUAUGAAAGGUAACGAGACCAUGCUGGAUUUCCGAACAAGCAAGUUUGUGCUGCGUAUUUCCCGUGACUCUUACCAACUCUUGAAGAGGCAUCUUCAGGAAAAGCAGAACAAUCAGAUCUGGAACAUUGUUCAGGAACAUCUUUACAUUGAUAUCUUUGACGGAAUGCCUCGCAGUAAACAACAGAUAGAUGCUAUGGUUGGAAGCUUGGCUGGGGAGGCAAAACGAGAGGCUAAUAAAGCAAAGGUUUUCUUUGGCUUAUUGAAAGAACCAGAGUUCGAUGUGCCUUUGGAUGAUGAAGAUGAAGAAGGAGAAAAUGAGGAAGGAAAGCCAAAGAAGAAAAAACCCAAAAAAGACAGUGUAGGAUCAAAAAGUAAAAAACAAGACCCUAAUGCUCCUCCCCAAAACAGAAUUCCUCUGCCUGAACUGAAAGACUCUGACAAGCUGGAUAAAGUAAUGAAUAUGAAGGAAGCUGCAAGGCGCGUGCGUCUUGGCCCAGAGUGCCUGCCCUCCAUCUGUUUCUACACGUUCCUUAAUGCUUACCAGGGUCUGACUGCAGUGGAUAUUACAGAUGACUCUAGCAUGAUUGUAGGAGGUUUUGCUGACUCUACUGUCAGAGUCUGGUCCGUGACUCCGAAAAAGCUACGUAGUGUGAAAACAGCAGCAGACCUCAGUCUCAUCGACAAAGAAUCAGACGAUGUCUUGGAGAGGAUCAUGGAUGAGAAAACAGCAAGUGAGUUGAAGAUUUUAUAUGGUCACAGUGGACCUGUCUAUGGCACCAGCUUCAGUCCUGAUAGGAAUUACCUGUUGUCCUGUUCUGAGGAUGGCACUGUCAGAUUGUGGAGUCUCCAAACAUUCACAUGUUUGGUGGGCUAUAAAGGACACAACUACCCAGUAUGGGAUACACAGUUCUCUCCUUAUGGUUAUUACUUUGUGUCAGGAGGACAUGACAGAGUGGCUCGACUGUGGGCAACAGAUCACUACCAGCCUUUACGGAUAUUUGCUGGCCAUCUUGCUGAUGUGACGUGUACCCGAUUUCAUCCAAACUCUAACUAUAUUGCCACGGGCUCAGCAGACAGGACUGUACGGCUCUGGGAUGUUUUGAAUGGAAAUUGUGUAAGAAUAUUCACUGGACAUAAGGGACCAAUUCAUUCAUUGGCAUUUUCUCCCAAUGGACGAUUCCUGGCUACUGGAGCAACAGAUGGAAGAGUUCUGCUGUGGGAUAUUGGACAUGGCUUGAUGGUUGGAGAAUUGAAAGGGCACACUGACACUAUCUACGCGCUCAGAUUCAGUAGAGAUGGGGAGAUUUUAGCAUCAGGUUCAAUGGAUAACACAGUUCGCCUGUGGGAUGCUGUGAAAGCAUUUGAAGAUUUAGAAACGGAUGACUUUACUACUGCCACUGGACAUAUAAACUUGCCUGAAAACUCCCAGGACUUGUUACUAGGUACAUACAUGACCAAAUCAACUCCUGUUGUACACCUCCAUUUUACACGCAGAAACUUGCUGCUGGCUGCGGGAGCCUACAGUUCACAGUGAAUUGGGAAGCUGUGAGAAUGCCUGUGCCAAGCCAUUGCAGUAGCAACCUCAGGAUGGGAGAAGAGGAAGAACGUCUUGUACAGGUGGACCCCACUAGUUUGUUGCAGGAAAAACAAAACUAUGUAAACUAAUGCAAGCAGUGUCUUCUCAGUUCUGCUGUUUCAUAUUUAUCCACAGUUUGAAAAUGCUGGAGAUUGACAAGACAUCGUGGCUGUAAAAGGAAGGAAUUGUUCAUGGUGCUUUUGAUA